AUGGCUUUCGCUUUCGCUGGAAUUAUCUCCGCACAACAACUGGCCGACGUUUUACCUAUUGGUAUCGCCAUCAUCAACGACAAAAAUGAAUUGAUAUCUGUCAACUGCCAUUUACGAGCGCUGAUAAACAUUUCUGGCGUGAAAUUCUCUGAAUGCUGGUUGCGAUCAAUUCACUUAGACGACGUUGAUCGGGUGGCCAACGCAUAUCAUGAGACUACGGCUUCCAAAAAAACCCUGUGCAUCGAUUAUCGCACCCGCGAUCCUGACCACCUGUGGCGCUCACGGAUAUCACCGCAGAAAAGCAGGCUGAGCAGUCAGAAAGACAUCGCACAUGAAGCGCAGGAACGCAAGCAGCAACAAGAACGCUUUAUUGACAUGAUCAGUCACGAAAUUCGAAACCCUCUCUCUGCGAUCUUGCAUUGCACUGAGGAUAUUCUCGAAGCGGUUCGCGGCCAGGAAGAAAAAAAGACCUUAGUAUCCGAUAUCACCGAAGCAGCAGAGACCAUUAGCCUCUGUGUUGCGCAUCAAGAGAAAAUAGUAAACGUUGUUCUUACGUUUUCCAAGCUUGACGCAUCCAUGUUGGCGCUGUCACCGCGAAGGCGCCAGCCAAAACGGCAUUUUGCAGCCCCACUGGCCAUAUUUCGCCCCGAGCUUCGGAAGCAAAGCAUCCAUUUCGAGUACAAACUCGAUCUUUCUUAUGGUGAAUGUGAAAUUGAUUGGGUCAUGGCGGAUCUUGAUCGGAUAAGCCAGGUUCCCAUCAAUCUUCUUUCAAAUGCCAUUAAAUUCACCGCUAACUCGGAGAAUGAGCGCAUUGUUCGAGUUUCAAUGGGAGCUUCGGUAGGGCGACCAUCAUCCUACCCACCGAAUGUCGUCUUUUUUGACUCAGAUGAGGCCGCAUUGCGUUUGGAUGCGACCAACACUAAAGAUUGGGGAGAGGGCCAAGCAGUGUACAUCAUGAUCGCCGUGCACGACACGGGCAUUGGGAUCUCAGACGAGGCCCAGAGGCGGCUGUUUCAACGUUUUAGCCAAGCAACUCCCAGGACAGAGAGCAAAUAUGGUGGUUCUGGUCUUGGUCUCAAUGUCAGCAGAAAGCUGUGCCACCUACAUGGAGGAGAAAUUGGCGUGAGCUCCAAGGAAGGACAGGGAAGCACAUUUGGCUUCUUUUUCAAAGUGCGUCGAAGUUUUGAGGCACGCGAUGACGUGUCUGGCAGAUAUCAUGGCACUGAAGUCGAUAAAUUAUGUAACAACAUUCAAGCGCUGGGGAAGGAAGUGACCGGUUCUGGUCCAUUAGCUAGAGGACCCGAGGUCUUAGAAAACCCCGUUAUGACUCGCGUCGAAGAGGUGAACCCAGACAACACAAACGAUGAGAGAACGGAUCACACAACCGAAAUGGCUCGCCAGGCCACCGAAGCAUGUACUGCAAACAACCAACAAAUACCGUCGGCUGGUCGUGAUGAGGGAACCCCAAGUCGACAUAUCCUUUUGGUCGAAGACAAUGCCAUCAACAGGCGAAUCAUUUCGCGCAAGUUGAAAGCUUCAGGGUUCUGCGUUUCAGAAGCGGAAAACGGCCAAGAAGCUUUGGAUUAUGUCGAACACGUUACAUUUGACUGCAUACUUAUGGACCAAGAGAUGCCUUUAAUGGAUGGCAACUCGGCGACAAGGGCAAUUCGCGAUCGUGAGAAGAAAUUUGAGGCACACAUUCCUGUCCUAGGUGUGACAGCGAAUGUCAGAGAGGCACAGCAAAGCGAAAUGCUGGACGCUGGAAUGGAUGAUAUCAUACAUAAGCCGUACGGAACGGACGAGAUUGUCCAGAAGAUAAAACAUUUGAUCGCGAACAAAUUGACGCGGUGA
Molecule: messenger RNA, 1851 nt
Organism: Penicillium brevicompactum
Lineage: Eukaryota; Fungi; Ascomycota; Eurotiomycetes; Eurotiales; Aspergillaceae
Product: hybrid sensor histidine kinase/response regulator
Exons: 2
Coding region: 1-1851 (616 amino acids)
Biological process (GO): phosphorelay signal transduction system; protein autophosphorylation
Molecular function (GO): phosphorelay sensor kinase activity; histidine phosphotransfer kinase activity
Source: RefSeq, a predicted model, not a curated record